UGAGCUCAUGAUCGCACAGUCGGCAGUUCGCAAGACAUGUUUUCCUGUGCUUCAGGUGCACAGAUCAAUUUCGUCGCAAAAGUAAUUACAUUUUCCCCUAGUCUGCCGUUUCUCCACUGUUAAUGCAAUGAGCACACAACUUUCCAAUGCAAACGACGAAGAAGGUGGUGAAGCGUCCAAAAGCACCAUCAUAGGGCCGCUCAACUUUACCAAGGACUCGUCAACCGAUCCCCCAACGUCGCUGGUCGAUGAGCGGACGGUACCGUGCAUGUUCUGCAGCAACACUUACGAUUUCCACACUCCCGACAACGGUUCCGACCAAUGUCUGGCCCAUCUGUACCUGGUCCACCGGCUGGUGGUGGCCGAUGUGAAGGAAAUUGCCUGCCUGCCCAGCUACUGCUACUACUGGAAGGAAAAGUUCGCCCACGAACCGGUGGAGAAAUAUUGCUCCUCCAUGCUGCUGAACCAGCUGCCCGACGGUACGAGCUCACCGAACGAGAAGUAUUUCCUGCUGAGCGACGUUGAACCGUUGGACUACGAGCUGCGGCAACGGCUGCGAAGGGAGAAGCUGGAGCUCGUCCUCGCCCGCCAUCAGUUCGAACGGACGGAUCGGAAUUUUAACCGCGGCUGCCUGUACUGCCGUGACUAUCGGGCGGAAACGCGCCCCGAGUUUGUGAGCCAUCUCUACACGAAGCACUUUCUCCUGCUGGGCAAGCCGGAACAUCUGGUGUUUGUGGACGAGCUGAUCGAAAUCGUGCAGGACAAGCUGAACCGGUUGAUCUGUUUGUUCUGCGAAAAGCUGUUCAAAGAUCGGCCCACGCUCAAGGAACACAUGCGCAAGAAGGGCCACAAGCGCAUCAACCCGGACAACCACUACUACGAUCGGUUCUUUCUCGUCAACUAUCGGCUCAAGCAGAAGCCCGAGUACGUGCCCAUCGCGAAGCGGAAAGAGGAAAGCCGCGUCUUUGCGUCCGACUCCGACUCCGACUCCGAUUGGUCCGACUGGAACGGGGAGGAGCAAACGACCACGUGUCUGUUCUGUACGCACGCCGAAGCAAAUGUGGACACGCUGAAGCGCCAUAUGGUGGCGAAGCAUACGUUUGAUUUCGAUCAAACCGUGGCGGACAUGAGCUUCUAUCAGCGCGUAAAGGUGGUGAACUUUAUUCGCCGUCAGAUGCACAUACGCAAGUGUAUUGCGUGUGGCGAGCAGUGCCCCGAUUACGAGAGUCUUUGCAAGCAUCUGGCAGAGUUGAACCACUUCCGGCUGGACAAGGAAGCGGGUGCGUGGGAUCAGCCGGAGUACUUCUUUCCCACGUACGAGGACGACCAGUUCCUGUGCCAUCUCGAUGAGGUGGACAACGAGCGGGACGAGCUGUCGCAGGAGGAAGGAUCGAUCGUUAUAUCGGAGAGCGUUACGGCGAGCAUCAAUCUCGAUGCCGAAUCAUUAUCGUUGGAAAACUUUAAACUGUAGCACGCGACGGUACUAGUUUAGAGGAUGUGUU
This is a messenger RNA of Anopheles coluzzii, 1502 nucleotides long. RefSeq names its product zinc finger protein 277. Bases 128 to 1471 code for a protein of 447 amino acids. The record is from RefSeq and is a predicted model, not a curated record. The transcript has a single exon. Lineage: Eukaryota; Metazoa; Arthropoda; Insecta; Diptera; Culicidae.